This is a messenger RNA of Xenia sp. Carnegie-2017, 507 nucleotides long. RefSeq lists its product as uncharacterized. The coding region runs from base 1 to 507 and encodes 168 amino acids. The record is from RefSeq and is a predicted model, not a curated record. Lineage: Eukaryota; Metazoa; Cnidaria; Anthozoa; Malacalcyonacea; Xeniidae. The transcript has a single exon.
AUGGACUGGAGAAUCAGGAAGGUGAAAAGGAGAAAGGUUGAGGGUAAAGGCAGGCUUAAGCUAUGGAAGUUACGAUCGAAUGAAGGGAAGCAGUGUUUCCGUGACGAAAUUGCGACAUUGAAUGUUGAGGGUGAGACGGAGCGAUGGACGUGCUUGGAGAAGGGUGUUUUAAAGGCAGCGGAGAAGGUAUGUUGUAGAAGUAAAGGCGGUGUAGUAGAAGAACAGGCAUGGUGGUGGGAUCAACGAGUCAGCGAAGUGAUUGGCGCGAAGAAGUUGGCAUUUAAAAGGUGGAGAAAGUCGCGGACUGAAACAGAUAGGAUCGAUUACAUCCGAUUCAAGAAAAAGGCGCGAAAGGAGGUGGCUAAAGCGAAAGAAAGACAUCAGAAAGAGCUUCUCGUAAAAAUGCAGGAGAAUGGAAGAAAAGCGUUGUUUAGAACAGCUAGAAGGAGCAAGAAGGAGAGGAACGAUUUUGGUGCUCCGGCGUGCAGAACCACGAUGGGGAGUUGA